AUGGCUAUUCCAAAUCUGUUCCAGAGGCGAACAGCCAACACUAAAGACUGCUGGGGAUACCGAUUCGAAUGGACGCCUGAACAUCUUACACCGGAGCAAAUGAAGCCUAUGAAGUUUUCGUACGAUGUACUAGCAGAGGAAUGUCUUGAUCGUUUGAACGCCAUCUCGCCACCGCACAAGGGUGCUCUGCCAAGGAACGAUAGCAACCGCGCCGCGCUAUCAUCAGUUCCGGGCACCGAAGAAGAGAAAAAAGAGCCAUUGCCAGUACCCAAGAGGGAUCUUUACGCCUUGCUGGAAGAAAAUCACAACUCCGAUCCUAAGCUUGCGGAACUAUGGCGCGAAGUGCACACGGUGCCGGACUGGGUAGACUGGGAACAGAUCGCCAGAGGACAGGAUGUGUUCUAUCGCUAUGGCGGACCCGCCUUGACUGGCCUCACUUUUCAGUCACUUUUAGGUGGCAUGGGCGCUGCGCGAGUAGUGGAGACGUUAGCAAGAACUGGAGGCUUCAGCACAAAGGUAGCAAGAGGCAGACUCUUUGAAACUACACAGCACAUUCUCCAAUGCACGCGAACACUGGAUGGACUCAAACCGGGUGGAGAAGGUUUCGCCUCAUCGAUACGCGUCCGCUUCCUACACGCCGCAGUCCGGCAGCGCAUCAUGAAACUCGCAAAAGAACGCCCAAGCUACUUUAACGUGGAAGAAUGGGGAAUACCAAUUAAUGACCUGGACCAGAUCGCAACGAUCGGAACUUUCUCCUCAACCUUGAUCUACCUCAGCUUCCCCCGCCAAGGCAUCUUCCUCCGCAAACAAGAAAUCGACGACUAUCUAGCCCUAUGGCGCUAUAUCGGCUACCUCAUGGGCACACCCGAUGAGUGGCUAUCCACCCCAACCAAAGCCAAAGCCAUCAUGGAAUCGCUCCUCUAUCACGAAGUCGACCCCUCGGAAAUGUCCAAAACAAUGGCCAACAACAUCAUUUAUGCGCUCAAAGAAGAACCCCCAACUUUCUCUUCAGCAGACAUGCUAACCGCCAGCGCCCGCUGGCUAAAUGGCAACGCCCUUUGCGACCGUCUCGGAUUAAAACGCGUUUCCGCGUACUACUGGUCCCUCAUGGCAGGCCAAUGUCUCUUCUUCAUCUUCUACUGCUACACGUAUCGCCUGUUUCCCAAUGCAGACCGCAGGAGAAUCGACCGCGCGAAAGAGAUCUUCUGGACGUUGAUAGUGAAGGCAAAGUGGGGAUUGGCGGGGACAGAAACGUCGUUUGACUUCAAGUACCUGAAAGCCAGUGCCGCGCCCAACAACAAGACCAUGUCUUCCCCACCUACCAAGUCUUCGUCCCCAAUUCUUGUCAUCAUUGAGAGUGAACGUGACGAAGACAAAGACUUGCAUCACCGGAAGCGACAGAAACGCGAAGACAGUGUAAUCACACAGACUGGUGUGAUUGGCCUCUCAGCAUCAGAGUCUCAGGCGUACAUGGCCAGCAAGUAUGUGGCCGGAGAGUCCGAUAGGAAGAUACAACAUGUUAUGGAGGCGGCGCGGCGCGCGCAGAAGAGUCGCCGGGCGGAGAAGGAAAAAGCGAAACCAAUCAGACCGGUGCAGAUUCUGGUCGACUAUAGCUUACCUACUGGUUCUGAGAGGCUGGAUUGGGACACGGACGAAGUUCGUCGGAUGGUCGGGGAGAUUGCUUGA
This is a messenger RNA of Alternaria triticimaculans, 1686 nucleotides long. RefSeq lists its product as uncharacterized. Gene Ontology annotation, molecular function: oxidoreductase activity. The transcript is spliced from 3 exons. The record is from RefSeq and is a predicted model, not a curated record. NCBI's taxonomy places the organism in Eukaryota, Fungi, Ascomycota, Dothideomycetes, Pleosporales, Pleosporaceae. Bases 1 to 1686 code for a protein of 561 amino acids.